Molecule: messenger RNA, 9605 nt
Organism: Aedes aegypti (yellow fever mosquito)
Lineage: Eukaryota; Metazoa; Arthropoda; Insecta; Diptera; Culicidae
Gene: Unr
Product: cold shock domain-containing protein E1
Exons: 13
Coding region: 3339-6302 (987 amino acids)
Molecular function (GO): nucleic acid binding
Source: RefSeq, a predicted model, not a curated record
CGACUCGUUCGGUUCAAAAUCAGCAGCAGAGUCGCUAAAAGCGCAUAAUAAAAAAAAAGAUACUUUAAUGACAUGGCUGACUGUGUCGUUAGUGUGUGCUUGGUCGUGCUUGUGUAACUAAAAACCGCUAUUUUAGACUAAAAAGCAGUAUAAUUGAAUCUACACCUACAAAAAAGCAACCAAACAGAAAAUCAAACACUACUCAUCAAUAUUGUUUCUUUACAAACCAACAAUUAACGGGAAAAAAUACUCAAAAAGUCUUUAAAAUCUUUCACACCGAAACCAAGAAAUCGCGACAUUAAUCUUAGUGUUAUCGAGACAAAAAGCCUUAACAAAAAAAGAAAAUAUUCGUAAUGCAAUUGUGAUCUCCAAGUUUUAGUUUUUUUCAAUUUUUUGUUUGAGAACAAAGCGAAAAGCAAAAACAAGAAAGCAAAACAAAAAGUGUUUAAGGAAAAAAGUAUUGAAGGAAAGAACCGGGAGAAGUUAUAACAAAACAACUCAGCACGCAUUUACGACAUCUCUUAAAACGGGGGAACCAACACCGUGAAUUAUUCCGGAAAGAUCAUCAAGAAACAACCAUCGCCACAAACCACCAGCAGACCAGAGAAAGGAAUACGACAACCCAGAGCAUUGAUUGAUAACAGCAGCAACUAACGAGAAGAUUAACAUCAACAACAACAGCAGCAGUCAGAGAAAGAAACAAAUUAAGCCGGAGAACGGAGCGUGUGGCGUGUGCCAUCCAUUGGCCACUUCUGUCCGCCGGCGCAGCGAGAACAGCUAGACGUGGCAGAAGCUGGGCUCGUUGAACAUCAUUAGCAGUAACUGCCAUAAGGCAGACUUAGAACAUCUUAGCAACAACAUCAACAUCCUGCUGCAGAGGGAGCUCAGUGCGAACCAAAUCGGCAAGUGUAUGUGUUGAAACAUAUUUUUUUUAGAGACUAGAGAAACAGUUACAGUGAAAUUCAUAGAGGAUAACACCAAAAUUCUUCUCGCUUACAAAAUCACAACCAGACAAUUAGUGUGGUAACGACCGACGACUCACGAGUACGGAAGCCAAAAAAUCAUCGCAAAGCAACUAUUAUUGUGUCUGAUUUGUAUAACUAGCUAGGCUUAGGUGUAGCUAGGACAGGACAGUUCUUCGAUCGUUCCUCGUUUUUAAUCGAUUUUGCGUCUUGCGCACCGGAAGUACUAUUGUUUUCCCGCCAAUCGCCAUCAUCGCACCAUCACAGCAACAGUAACGAAAAAAAUAACAUCAUCAGCAAAACGGGAAGAAAGGGUAAGCCCAACAGAAACCGUUUAGAGGACAAUAGUGCGACGAAAGCAGAAGAAAAUUACUACUAAACUAUUACCAAGUACAAAAUAUCAGAAAACAAAAAAAUAACGGAAAACUAAGCAAAACAAGGGAAAAGCAACACAUUUCGUUAAGUUAGUUUAGUUAAAGUAAAGCAGAACACACGCAGUUGUGGAGUUUCUUAAUUGGUUUUAAUUGCGGCUGUUUUUCGGUUUCGGACGUCGAGACAUCGGAAAGUGAAGUGAGGAAGAGCAGAGACCAAAAGUGCAGAAAAAAAGGACGAAAACAGGAUUUUGCUGGGAGUUAUUUUGCAGUGGAAGAACGCGUUUUAUAGAAGAGACACAUAAAGAGAAGAAGGUGGACAGUAUAGAAAAUAUUUAACAAAUCUAAAAGUCUAAAGCGGAAAACAAAAGAGGAAAUUUAAAAUUCUGAAAUAAAAAAGAAUACAAAUAAAACCAUUCUGUGAUAAAAUUUAAAAAAAUAACAAGUAAACAAAAGUAAGCGUACGUUUAUUGAAGCAAAACUAAGUUUAAGCUAAGAAGUAAGUGAAAACCCCUCUGCCCUGCGAAGGGUGCCACACAAAAACACGAAAUAAACUGUAAACUAAACAAAAGAAAGUGAAACAAGAAGCAGAAGAGAUCACUUCCUACCGCAACGCAGGCGGGCAAAGCCUGUGCCGAAACGUCAAAAGACUUAGUGAAACAAACCUAACUACAGAACAAGCGAAAAAACAAGUGUAACCGGACAGUGAUUCCUUUUACAUAUAAACUACAUAUACAAAAGGGGGCAGAUAGACAUUAUUUGCCUAAAAUAGCAAUCUACGCGCUAGCUUUUAUUUAUCGAAUUUUCCUCUUGUUUUUUUUAUUAAUCAACUGCUAUUUAAGUUUGAGUUUAUGAGUUUCUCUCUUGGAGCGACUUCAACGAGUUGAAGAAACGUGGAACUGUUUUUAUUUUUCAAAAACCGUGUUGACCCGUGUGAAUAAUUCUCGAAGCGAGGAGACGGCGAAUAUAUGUAUGUUCUUCAAAGAAGAAUUCAAAGCAAAAAUCUGAUAUAUUAUUGAAAUUAUUAGUGAAAGCAAAGUAAAAAAAAGCAAAACCUAGCUUAGUGCGAACGGCGAAAGAAGAAAGCAAAGUGAAGAAGAGCAAUCCCGCAAGAACAGAAACAGUAAACGUCGGUGUGCUUUUUGUGGUUAUCAUCAUCUAUCAUUAUCAUUGUUAUACUAAACAAAAAAAUUGAGAGAAAAUAUCUCCUGCAAACGGUAAUCUACGUGAAGGACUUACAACGUUGUUCAACGCUCCAGCAAACGGACCCUGAAGUGCUCCAAAAAGUGUGUCCUUGCGAAGAAAGAGCAGAGCAAAAGCCCUCGUCGAAACGUGGCCCGAGUCCCCGAGAAGCGAUUGUCAGAGGAAUAAAAGAGAAAGAAUAUCCGAUAAGGCUGAUUUGUGAAUAUAGAAACCAAAUUCAAAUAUUAAUUAAUAAUUAGAAGCAAGAAGCAAGUAGAACUACAACCAUUUUUUCUUCGUCGUAAGUGAUUCAUUAAGGAGAAAGCUUCACACUUGGAAGAAACCUGCAACUAGUGGAAAUUUUAGUGUGAUUACCAUAGGCAAAAGAAGCGGUGAACAUUUUAGUGUGAUUACCCUAGCAAAACCGUAACACUAAGAAAAAACAAAUUUCGGAAGCAUUAAUGUUUGGUCUUUGAAAACGAACGCUUUUGGUGUGUACGAAAAGUCAAAAGAAUCAGUGGAUAAUUAGAUCAACAAAUAUAAAUUGACUCUCAUCUGUUGACCACCGCAGGUCACACUCUGAAACGCCGACACGAAGCAAGGAAGGAGCUCGAAGAAAAGUGGAAGUGAAUCUAGCCUGCUCGAGUGUCCGGAGAAGAGCAAAUCCAAAACAACCACCGCUGUCGAUUGGAAGUGAUCUAGUGCUAUAUCUCGGUUUGGAAUUUUUUUUGCGAGUAAAACCGAAGAAUUAAAAGUCGUAACCGUGGACUCGCAGUCGCGUUCCCGUCGAGGAGUAGCAACAGGUCCGAUUCCCGGCCCACUCAUGAACAUGGGAAGCCAAGCCAGACCGUUCCGUUCCGCUGAUGCCGGUCCGUUCAUGGACUACGUCGACUACGGCCAGCGGGACAUGUUGUUCGGUGGUCAGGGCAAUCCGCCCUCGUCUUCGCGCCCUCCGUUGACUCCGUCGAACUCGUUCCCACCGAUCGGAACAUUCACGCUGGAUUCGGCCUCCAUGGGGACUCCCCAGAGCCAAAGUUCCGUCUUUGGCGGAAGUGACACGAUGAGUGUUCUCGGGGGAUCGAGUACUACCGGAUCGAUCGGGGUGUUCAACGCCAACUCCAUGAUGAACAUGUCCGGGGGAAGUGGUGGUAGUGGUAGCAGUGUCGGUGGAUCCGGAGGCGGUUCAUCUGGCAAUGCUGCUUCUGGCAACUCUAGCAACUCGUACGGCUCGGGGUCACAAUCGAAUAGCAACGGGGUCGAUGCCAACCAAGGAACUCGCGAAACGGGAAUCAUCGAGAAGUUGUUGCAUUCGUAUGGCUUCAUCCAGUGCUGCGAGCGCCAAGCUAGGCUCUUUUUCCACUUUUCUCAGUUCGGUGGAACCAUCGAGCACCUCAAGAUUGGUGAUCCGGUCGAGUUUGAAAUGACGUACGAUCGCCGUACGGGCAAACCGAUCGCCAGUCAGGUGAGCAAGAUCGCUCCGGAGGUGGUGCUGUCGGAGGAACGGGUCACCGGAACGGUUACCACCGAACUGAAGACCGAAUCGUCGCAAGCUUCGUCGAGCGAUACCACGACCGGUCGGAUUAGCUACGAGAAUCGUGGCGAGUGCUUUUUCCUACCUUAUACCAAAGAUGAUGUCGAGGGUAACGUUUGUCUGAGAGCUGGCGAUAAAGUCAGCUUUCAGAUUGCCACCAAUCAGAGGGGCAACUUGGGAGCAUGCCAUAUUCGUUUAGAAAAUCCGGCCCAUCCGGUCAAGUAUCGUGGAGUGGUUUGCUCGAUGAAGGACACGUUCGGUUUCAUCGAACGGGCCGAUGUUGUGAAGGAAAUUUUCUUCCACUUUUCGGAAACCGACAACACCAUCGAGUUGCGUCCGGGAGAUGAUGUGGAGUUCAUCAUACAGACCAGAAAUCAGGGUAAAGAGGUUGCAUGCAACAUUGCCCGUCUCCCGCCGGGGUCGGUCAUUUUCGAGGACGUUGAUUCCACCAUCUACAAGGGCCAGGUGCUCAAAUCACUCGAUCGCAACAACCAGUUGCGCCAACAGAACAACGAUCCGCUACCCGGACGAAUUAGAUAUAGAGCUGCCGACCAUUCGGAAGUAGAAGUGCCAUUCGGGGACAAGGACCAGAAGGGUGACUUCACCCUGCGCCACGGGGACUGGGUGCAGUUCCUGCUGGCGACCGACCGUCGCGAUCAGUUGCAGCGGGCCACUUCCAUCUCGCUGUUGGACGAAACGUUCCAGGUUUCCGGCGAGAAGCGCGAGCAAGGCGUCGUGGCAUCGCUCAAGGAAGGGUUCGGUUUUCUGCGCUGCGUCGAACGUAACAUAAGACUGUUUUUCCACUUCACCGAGGUGUUGGACACGAGCCGCGAGAUUUGCGUUGACGAUGAGGUGGAAUUCACCGUAAUUCAGGACCCUGGCUCCAGCUUUGCCAACACCCGCCAGAGCGCCAUCCGCAUCAAACACCUGCCGACGGGAACGGUCAAGUUCGAAACGCUGAUCGAGAGCAACGUCGAGGGUAUGGUUUCACGCGAGGCUCCCAAGAGUCCGAUCAAGUCACAGGAACGGACCGAGGGUGGUGUCAUUUCCUACGGCCAAGGCCCCAUCAAAAAGACUAUAAUGUAUUUCUUGAAAGAUUGUGAUAAAGCACCGCGUGUGGGUGAUAAAGUUAGAUUCAAUAUCUGUCAAGUUAAACGUAACAAAGAGUUGAUCGCUACUAACAUCCAGGAAAUUACUAACCAACUUCAGCACCAAUCGUCACUCGGUGGUGGCGCCGGUGGGGAUCAGCAACAAGGUUCCCAGCAAUCGCAGCAAAUUCAGAUGGCAUCACUGCACAAUCUCCAGCAGCAACCGCACUCACCGAGCGCCGGAAUGAACAACGGCAACCGUAUGAACAGUUCUUCGGCCAUGAUGAAGGCCAGCUAUGCCAAUGGAAACAUUAAGCCGGGCAAGGUUCACCAUGGUUUCAUCGCUGUGCUGAAGGAAAACUUUGGCUUCAUCGAAACACUCGAGCACGACCAGGAAGUGUUCUUCCACUUCAGCAACUUCAUCGGCAACACCAACACCCUGGAGCUCGGUCACGAGGUAGAGUACUCGCUGUCUACGCGCAGUGCCGUCAACGCUGGCAACUGCAUUCCGGCCGAGAACGUGAAGGUCAUCCCGAAGGGUAGCAUUGCCCAGCCAAAGGUGCUGCCGGCCGUCUACAACGGUAUCGUUCUGCGUCCACUUCGGUGCAUCAAUCCGGAUCAACCGGAAUACUGCGGCUUGGUGCAGGUGCGCAACGAAGCCGGCGAAUCUUUGACCACGCAUGAAUUCGGCAUCACCAGUCUGAAGAACAAGCGGGAUCUCCUGCAGAAGGAUGACAUGGUGACCUUCAAGGUUGACGAACAGAAUCGUGCUGUUGAGGUUACAUCGAUCCGUACUAAGAAGCAAGCCAAGGUCGAUUCCGUUAAGGGCCUGUUCGGUUUUCUGGACUUUGAAGUUGAGGAAGGCAAGAAGCUGUUCUUCCACAUGUCCGAGGUUCAAGGCGGAGGUUGCCUGUAUCCGGGCGAUUCGGUAGAAUUUUCCAUCGUUACAAACCAGCGCAAUGGCAAAACAUCGGCUUGUAACAUGAUCAAGGUAGCGGACGCGAACGGAGUCCGUGCCGAGCGACUCCUAUCGCGCAUCAAGCUCAACUCGGUUGACGACAGUGGACCACGCUUGACAGUAACUCGUGCACCGAAAGGACCAGAUGGUACAAAAGGCUUCCAUAUUUCAGUCAGAGCUCCACGUUUAGUUGGAAUAAGCUUGGAAUGAACUCUUUACACUAUUAUUAAUGAAUAAUAACGCUAUAGUUUUUUGUUUUAUUUUUCUAAUGAUUUAUUAUUUAAAUUAUUUAAACAAAUCUUUUUAUUGCAACCUAUAUUAUUGUGAAACGUAAACGCUAAGUGAUUAUUAUUUAUAAACGAAAAAAAGGAAACAAACAAGAAAAAUGUAACAAGUAACAAAGUGAAAUGAAACAAUACGCCGCAUAUAUACACAAAAAUACACACACAAACAUAUAUACAAAGAACUAAAUGUGAGAAAAGCAUUAGGAAAGGAACAAUUACGAAAAAGAAAGAAGAAAUGGAAGCAAAAGCACUAUAAAUGUAACUAGCGCAUUAGUGGAGCCGCAAACUAUUGCCGAAACGAGAAGAAAAAGAAGUGUAAUAAUCAAAUCAAACACAAGAAAAAUCGCGUAUGUUUUACUAAGAAAACAGUUUAUACACACAACUAUGUAACAUUAGCCGGAUGUAACUCGUUAACUGAGCAGAAACUGAACAAAACAGUUGCAAACGGCGUUCUCUUUACUGUUAAAAACUAUUGUUUCUAAAAGAUGUACCCAUUAAACGGAUGUUUGCUCUGUGCCAGAGAAAAACGAGUUGGUUUUGAAAUCGUGAUUUUUCAUUUUUAACUAUUUUAUUGUUUUGCACGUGAAAUCGUUGGAGCGCCGAGAGAGUUUGUAACGUCCACUCGUGUGUUUGUGUGCGCGUAUCAUCGUUCUUGAUAGUUUUUCAUCAUUUUCAUUUUUAGCUGUAUCAGUUAGGACUCUGUGCAUCUGAUUGCCUCGCACGAGUGGUAUACUACGUUUCAGUACGAAUGCAAACCUAUUAAAACAAAUAACUAAAAAAAAGCAAACAAAACAUAAAGGUUUAGAAGAAAGAAAAAGUAAAUGGGGAGAAAAUUACGCAAAUCAGCUAGGGAAACACAGGCGAUUAGCGAUGAUACACAUUAUUAACCUAGGAAGUAAUAAGAUUAUUAAUGCAAGCAAGCAACCAUUAAGACAUGAAUCUAAUUCAUCGUUCUACGAAUCGCUAAAUGUAACACAAGCAAAAGAUAGAGAGACAAGAAAAAAGAAACACAAGUAAAGAAUACCAAAAGCUAUUUCUUUCGCGAGAAGAAGCAAAAAUAAUCGGAAAUCUUCAGACUGUUAUUGCCCACACUUUUUCAAUGUGUCCUGUCUUUUAGAAUUUACCCUCGAAUUACCCUAUUAUAUACAACAGCAACAACGCCAAGAAACGGUAUGAAGAAGCAGCAAAAGAAGAAGAAGAAUUGCUGAUGAUGUCUGCUUACCCUUCACCGAUAGCCUCUCCGAAUGGAAGAUGUGUAGUGGGAACACUAUGAAAAAAAAACAAUGGUUGAUUUGUGAUUCGUUUACUUCAGGAUGAAUUCGGAAUUUCGAAUUGAGUUGAAGUUCGGGAUGAAACUUUUCUCAUAUCAAUUAAACUAGACUGGUUAUAACUCCUGUGAUUUGGAACAGUAAAGGUUGUAGGGAGAAACAUUUCUUGGCACAAAGAAAUAUUUUGAUUUUUCCUGAAAAGUCUGUAUUCUUCUGGAAGGUCUCAAAAGUCUCUUUUUUACGUCUCGGAUAUCACUUUUUUCCUCAAACAGAAACUUCAGGGAUUUUUCAGAGUUGUUUACAUGAUUAAAUUCAAAGAUGCAUCCAAGGGAAACCUCCUACAAAUUCUUUUAAAGAUUCCUCCAUUGAUUGCAAAAGGGGUGUUUAGAGAGGGAUUACUUUAAAAAUCCUUCCAGCGAAUCUCCCAAGAUUUCCUUAAGAUAUUCUUCUAGUAGUUUUUCACUCAUAAAUUUUCAGAGGAAAUUUUAAAAAAAUCUCUGUAGUAAUUUCUGGUUGACUUCUUGAAGGUAUCCUGAGAGACAUUCCGUAAGAAGUUCGUGAGAGAUAUACUGGAUCAACUUAUGACGAAAUUUAUGGUUUAUUAUAUGUAGAAAACUUUUAAUAAAUACCAAAAUUAAAGACUUCUUCAGAAAAUGUUUAAAGAAAAUUAUGAAGAAUACCUGAUGCAAUUCAUAAAGAAAUUCUCAGAAAAAAACUUCUAAGAGAAAACAGGUCAGUUUCUCUCGGGUAUCUCUAUCAAAACCUCGGAGCAUUUUCUGUUCCCUGUUUGGUCUCUUGGUUCCUGUUCAGCCAAUUUUCUUCCUGGACAUAAAGUCUCUAAAGUUCCUAUUUUAAGACAGUUGGACGCUAUCAGCUCUGUUUAUAGCAGAAUGCCCUAUGGUUUAAUUCCUGAAGUAAAGGAUCACAUUCAGCUAAACCAAGCAAAACGCAAUUCAACCGGAUAUAAUGCAGUUACACAACAGAUAAACAACAAGUUAGUGCUUGAACACUCGUAAACGUACUAUUUAUAAGUGUGAUCAAAACUUGAAGCUAAUUUAGGGAUUGUAUCGGCUAAAACAAAAGAGUAAAUCGAUACACGGGAGAAAGGCUAUCGUUAUUGAGUAACAAACGUUCUGUUAAGCUCCCUGUUUUUUAUUAAUCAUCAACUUGAUCUAGUCUUCGUAACAAAAGCAAGUAAAACAUGAAGAAAAGAAGGAAGAAAGAAAGAAACAACAAACAAUUAAGAACUUAUCGACACGUAACUGGACUUUGAACAUCUAAUAAGACCCUUCACAGCCUACAACUGCUGCUAAGCAAAGCAACAAAACAUUCACGCCAAGUACACACAAAUAAAUCCAUUUCCCACUCAAAUUCCCUCAGAUUAUAUGUUAACUUCCAAGCUACAACGCAAUGCAUAGCAAAAUCACAUAACAUUACGAAAAGAAAAAACUACAUUGCAUUACAUGGAUAACAAAAUAUUGAAACAUAAAAAUGAAAAAUAACUUCAAGAGACUACGGGAUCAAAAUUGCAUGUGAAAGCCAUUGAGUGUUAACUUUUUCACACCGAUCAAAAUAAAAAAGAAACAAAAAAGAAGAACAAGAAAUGUGAAAGCAAACAAAGAAAAAGAAUCAUUUUAAACAUGUAACGAAACGCUUCUGAUUUUUGUCCCGUAUAUAUAUUCAGACAAAAGUAAAACAAACAACAAAAAAGCAAAUACACCACACACUACACAUACACACACAUACAACUACAAAUACUGGAACAGCAAGGAAACUACAAUAAAAAAUAACAAAAAAGAAAUAAAAAACAAGCAAAAAAAAAUGAAAACAAAAAGAAACAAAAAACCAACGAAAAAAAAACAAAAAUCAAUAAACAGUGUAAUUUAAACGAAAAUCUCUAAUGUAACCAAGUAAAAGUAAAAGAUAAAUGAAACAUUGUAAGGCUAAUUACGCAAAACUGA